AUGCACCACCUUCCAAAGUUUGAACUGGCCAGACGUACGGUGGUUGUCUUCUCCCUGAUUAUCGGACUAUUUCUGACAUGGAUCGCGCUUUCAUCCUCAUCUUCAUCCGCUGGCACAUUCAUCGACAACGCCACAUCUUCGCCUAGAUUUGAGGACCCGACUUGGGAUCUUCCUGCUUUGGAUGUCCCUCCUGUGUCAUGUGUUGGUCCGCGAGGAUUGCGUCUGAACGAAAGCAUGGAUGACCGAUUGAAAUCGUCGUUUCAUGAUCUCUCCAUGUAUCCAGAACCCAUCUCCGGUUCUUUCGAGGCCCUAGGUCUCAAUAGGUCUUGGUCUACGGUCGAUGAGCGAUAUGGUCCUUACGGAUUCCGACAGACCGAAGAAGGUUACCAAUAUAGCCAAGUGAACUGGAAGAAUGUCAAAUGGGGGUCUUUGCAAGACCAAUGUGCUCGUGAUAACUCACAGCGACUUCCGAAACAUUUCAACCUUACCAGUAUGCGGCGGUUCCAAUACAGAAAGUCUUCUGUAUCAGCAAGAUCCUUAAACAACGCAGCAGAGAUAUCCUCUGUCCGAGAUGCAAGAAAGAAGUACGGCAAGCAAGCAAUUGUGCUGAGAGCUUGGUCGACAUACCCGUACACAGACGACGACAAGCAGAACCUUCGAAGCAUUGUGGCUGAAGCUGCUCUCGCCAGUCAUGGCAAGUACAAUGUCUUCUUAUUGGUUGAUGUCAAAGAUCUUGACGCUCAUAUACAUUCUUCUGAUGCUGGCUACACGUCCGUGCUCGAGAAGACUGUUCCUGAAGAGUUUCGAGACAUGGCUGUUUUGUUUGAUACCACAAUGCUCGAAAGCUGGUAUCCAGCUGUCCUUGAGCACUCACCUNUUUGGCAAAUGAUGCAACCUUUGCAGCUUUUCUCCCAACUCUAUCCUGAAUUUGACCACUAUUGGCAACUGGAGAUGGACGUUCGCGUGACCCAGCACGUCGGGCAGAUACUGGACGCUUUUGACAAGUUUGGUGAAGAGCAGCCGCGGAAACAGUCCCACGAACGUGCUAGCUGGUCAUACAUGCCACAAUUCCACGGCACAUAUGCAGACUUUACCCAGAGGAUCAAUUCAGCAAUGCCUAAUGGCACAGGGACCUGGGGGCCANUACGUAUUGGUAAAGAGAUUUCUCCCAUUGGCCCAAGGCCGCCAUCUCNNCCAAAGCCCGAUGACACAGAAGCGAAUUGGGAAUGGGGUGUUGGAGAACCUGCAGACUUAUUACUCCUCAAUACAUUGAUGGACGUGCGAAGGCUGGAGGACUGGCCAUUCAGACAUUGGCACUACGGCUUCACGAAGGACAAAGAUCUUCCUUACUGGCACUCUCCUCCAGCACAGGGACGAGCGAGCUGGAAUUUGUUGAACGCGAUACACCAUGCUCAAUCCAAACAAGAUUUGCGCGUAGCUUCGGAAACCACAUUACCUUCUUUCGCUCUCUGGCAUGGUCUUAAGCUCGUUGGUCUCCCACUUCCAGUCUUCCAAGAUCCGGAAAGAAACAGAGAUGAGCUGAAUUUUGUGCUCAAUGGGNGAGACAUAGAGCAAUUUGCGGAUGGCUUUGCGAAUGGGCCUGUAAAUACGAGAGGAGCUUCGAUAGGCUUCUUUGUGGGCGGAAGAAGCUUCGAUUGGGUAAGUCCCAUGCCUGAUCGGACUAUGGCAUAUUGGAAAGGCGAGAAGCAGCCUGACGACGAUAUGCCUAAAGUCCUCGUCGAAAGAGAUGGGAAAAUCUACGCACCAGCGAUGUUCAUGCAUCCAAGGAAGACCAAUCCUUAUAGGUCUGACUGA
Molecule: messenger RNA, 1815 nt
Organism: Aureobasidium musti
Lineage: Eukaryota; Fungi; Ascomycota; Dothideomycetes; Dothideales; Saccotheciaceae
Source: the annotation of a GenBank genome assembly